This is a messenger RNA of Dromaius novaehollandiae (emu), 2717 nucleotides long. It is a transcript of the gene MAGT1, whose product is annotated as magnesium transporter 1. Gene Ontology annotation, cellular component: oligosaccharyltransferase complex. Bases 114 to 1049 code for a protein of 311 amino acids. The transcript has 10 exons. Lineage: Eukaryota; Metazoa; Chordata; Aves; Casuariiformes; Dromaiidae. The record is from RefSeq and is a predicted model, not a curated record.
AUGCAGCGAGAACAGAAAACAGUCUCGUAGCUGGGAGACCGAGCCAGGGUCUCUGCUUCAUUUCAUAAGCUUAGAGGAGCCUCCUCGCGAAGGACCGAGAAGCACAGGGAAAAAUGUCGGCGGCUGCGCCUCUGAGGAAAAGAAUGGUGUUAUCGGAAAAAGUGAGCCAGUUAAUGGAGUGGGCUAGUAAAAGAUCCGUUAUUCGAAUGAACGGAGACAAGUUUCGACGCCUUGUGAAGGCACCACCUAGAAAUUAUUCAGUGAUUGUGAUGUUCACUGCUCUUCAGCCUCACAGACAGUGUGUUGUUUGCAAGCAAGCUGAUGAGGAAUACCAGAUUCUGGCAAACUCCUGGCGAUACUCCAGUUCAUUUACCAAUAAGAUUUUUUUUGCUAUGGUAGAUUUUGAUGAAGGUUCAGAUGUAUUUCAAAUGCUAAACAUGAAUUCUGCUCCAACAUUCAUUAACUUUCCUGCUAAAGGGAAGCCUAAGCGGGGUGACACAUAUGAACUUCAAGUGCGAGGCUUCGCAGCUGAGCAGCUUGCUCGUUGGGUGGCUGACAGAACUGAUGUCAAUAUUCGUGUGAUAAGGCCACCAAAUUAUGCUGGACCAUUGAUGUUAGGACUGCUGCUGGCUGUCAUUGGAGGCCUUGUAUAUUUGCGUGGAAGCAAUCUAGACUUUCUGUAUAACAAAACUGGCUGGGCAUUUGCUGCUUUGUGUUUUGUAUUAGCAAUGACAUCGGGCCAGAUGUGGAACCACAUCAGAGGGCCACCAUAUGCUCAUAAGAAUCCCCAUACAGGACAAGUGAACUAUAUCCAUGGAAGCAGCCAAGCCCAAUUUGUGGCAGAAACACACAUUGUUCUUCUGUUUAAUGGUGGUGUUACUUUAGGAAUGGUACUCCUGCAUGAAGCAGCUACUUCUGACAUGGACGUGGGGAAACGAAAAAUCAUGUGUAUUGCUGGUAUUGGCUUGGUGGUGUUGUUCUUCAGUUGGUUACUCUCUGUCUUCAGAUCUAAAUACCAUGGCUACCCAUACAGCUUCCUAAUGAGUUAAAGGAUUCCAGAAUCUAUAACAUCAGAAGGAUGGCGACUCUGAAAUUGUGUGUAUUGGAAUGGAAGAGAUAAAUGCGUAUGGUUCAUGCUACCUCUCUUUACAUUGAAUGAGAUAGUUAAACACUGAACCAAAGACAAUGUGUAGUGCCUUAAAUAUAACAAGUAAUUUGCUAUGAAGGACGCAGAGUAUUAAGAUGCAAUCUCUUUUCAUAAGCUUUACAUCUUAAACAACUUUACUUUAAAUCUAGUGAAAUUCAAAGCUUACUGCUUAGAACUACUAUGUUUCCUUAGACUAACUAUAAACUAUUUUAAAUUCAGUUGGAUAAUCUGUUUUUCAUAUUUUUUUCCCCUCAAAUAUUUAUCAUUUUAUUUCCUGUUCAUGUGUAGCUGGUGACGGUUGCUUCUCUGGAUCAUGCUUUCUCAUGGUUGAGGAAACUUCUUGUACCUGGAAACCUCUUCCUUCAGUGUGUAUAUGACCCUUGGCACAUACUCCACAUUGCAGUGGGAAAUGGGCAUAUCUUACAGCUGUAUGUUAAUUUUGAGAAGGAUACUUAAUUGCUGUGUGAUGCAAGAGAUUGCCUCACAGAGGAAGGGAGAGUUUUUAAUGGAUAGAAAUGACUUACUAAAAUAACUUCCAGAUUUUUAUGCUAGGUGACCUACUAAUGAGUUUUCUACUUGAUAUUUCAGAUUCAAAAACAAAAAAGCCAGGUUUAUUUCUUCUCCUUGUCCUUUUUCCAACCCCCCCACUAAAUAACCAGUAACUCCUAUCCUCAGUUCAACAGAAAUCGCCAUUUGUUACAGAGCAACUUGUUCAAUCAUUCAUUGAGAACUGUCUUUGAUUGCCAAAUGCUGAAACUACCAUGUAAACUGUAAACAUUGGCUCGAAGUCAAAAUAUUCUUAGCCUGUUCCACACUCCCCUCCCAAAAAUCUGAAAACCAGAACUACAAAGAUAACUCUGUAGCAUGAGUUAGAGGAUGUUAACUGCCUUUUAAGUUAUUGUUCAGUGCCCUGACAAACUAGCAGGUAUCAGUUUUUUAGUCUCUAUUUAAGUGCUCAUUAUGUUUUCUGUUAAUUUCUGUAAGCUUUUUUCAGCUUUUUCCUUGGGGAGGACAAGGGAGUGGGCAGAGAGACAUCUAAUCUCAGGAUGAAUGUUACUACCCCAUGAAAGAUUUGUUAGCCUUAAAAUUGAGUGGAUGCUUUCUUUGUUCUCUCACAAAGAUUAUUUUGCCUUCAGGAUUCUUGAGAAGACCUUGUGCCUCAGUCCAAACUUGCGUAGCUCGGUGUCUGUGCUAGAGAAAAUCUUAACAGCCUGAUUCAGUAAUACUCCCUCAGGCUGUGGUAGCCUUGGAGGUUACUAGUCAAAGAGACAAAUAUGAGACUUCUGUCUCCUGCUUCUGCCUCUCCCCUUUCUCAAGGGGUUAAAGAAUUUGGACACUUUGAAGCUCAAAAAGGACUAUAUCAUUCAAAGUACAAUGUUAUUCUUAUGCAAGCUUGUUGAAUUAACAUACAUUUGAAGUGCCUUAACUCCACUAAUUUAGUUUGGUGAUGUUUCAACACGUUGAGAUGCAUUUUUAUGCCAUACAGAAUGACAAACCUUAGUGGAAUGGAUAAAUUGUGUGCUUGACUGGAUUUUGGACAACUUUCAAUAAAUUUUUUUAGUCUGUUCCA